Molecule: messenger RNA, 3775 nt
Organism: Paramormyrops kingsleyae
Lineage: Eukaryota; Metazoa; Chordata; Actinopteri; Osteoglossiformes; Mormyridae
Gene: nmt1a
Product: N-myristoyltransferase 1a
Biological process (GO): N-terminal peptidyl-glycine N-myristoylation
Cellular component (GO): cytoplasm
Molecular function (GO): glycylpeptide N-tetradecanoyltransferase activity
Source: RefSeq, a predicted model, not a curated record
GGCGAGUACUGCUGGGCCACAUUGAGCCCUUGUCAUUUCCUGGUUAAAGAUGGCGAAUGAGAAUGAGACAGCACCGAAGCCGAAGAAAGAAGAGGAGAUAGACGAUGACCAUGUGCACUGCAGCGACUGCGAAAAUGAAGAGCACCACUUUAAUGAUGGGGAGAAGAGCCCAGGAGACGAUAGUGGUGCCAAGAAGAAAAAGAAGAAACACAGGAAGAAGAAGGAUAAAUCUGGAGGGAAAGAGACCCCUCAGGAUCCCCUGGCCAAGGUGAGCUCGCUUCCAGCAGACAAGUUGCAGGAGAUCCAAAAGGCCAUCGAGCUCUUCUCUGUGGGACAAGGCCCGGCCAAAACCAUGGAAGAGGCGAGUCGUCGAAGCUACCAGUUCUGGGACACGCAGCCUGUGCCCAAACUAGGUGAGGUGGUGACAUCGCACGGCUCCAUCGAGCCAGACAAAGACAACAUCCGUGAGGAGCCCUACAGCCUCCCGCAAGGCUUCUCCUGGGACACCCUGGACCUGAGCAACCCCGCGGUGCUGAAGGAGCUGUACACCCUGCUGAAUGAGAACUACGUGGAGGACGACGACAACAUGUUCCGCUUCGACUACUCGCCGGAGUUCCUUCUCUGGGCUCUGCGUCCCCCUGGCUGGCUGCCUCAGUGGCACUGCGGGGUGAGGGUGAACUCCAACCAGAAGCUGGUGGGCUUCAUCAGCGCCAUUCCCGCCACGAUCCGCAUCUACGAGGCGGAGAAGAGGAUGGUGGAGAUCAACUUCCUCUGUGUGCACAAGAAGCUGCGGUCCAAGCGGGUCGCUCCAGUGCUGAUCCGCGAGAUCACCCGGCGGGUCAACCUGCAGGGCAUCUUCCAGGCCGUGUACACGGCUGGCGUGGUGCUGCCCAAGCCCGUGGGCACGUGCAGAUACUGGCAUCGCUCUCUGAACCCGCGCAAGCUGAUCGAGGUCAAGUUUUCGCACCUCAGCCGGAACAUGACUAUGCAACGCACCAUGAAGCUGUACCGUCUGCCUGAGGCACCAAAGACCUCCGGGUUGCGAACCAUGACCCGGAAGGAUGUCCCGGCCGUGCACCGCCUGCUCCUGCAGUACCUGCGGCAGUUCCACCUGGUGCCUGUCCUCAGCCCGGAGGAGGUAGAGCACUGGCUGCUGCCCCAGGAGAACAUCAUCGACACCUACUUGGUGGAGGGCGGCGAUGGUGAGAUAACGGACUUCCUGAGCUUCUACACACUGCCCUCCACCAUCAUGAACCACCCGGUGCACCGUAGCCUGAAGGCCGCCUACUCCUUCUACAACGUGCACACGGUCACACCCCUGUUGGAGCUGAUGAACGACGCCCUAAUCCUGGCCAAGGCGAAAGGGUUCGACGUUUUCAAUGCACUGGACCUGAUGGAGAACAAGACUUUCCUGGAGAAGCUGAAGUUUGGCAUCGGCGACGGGAAUCUGCAGUAUUACCUGUAUAAUUGGAAGUGCCCCAGCAUGAGCUCAGAGAAGGUGGGCUUGGUAUUGCAGUGACACCCCCCCCCUCCCCCCACCUCGAUCAUGCAAGACUGCCUAGUCAAGAAGACAGCACUGAUGCCCCUCAAGACUGAUGGAUUGAUGGACUUCCUGCUUCAGGAACGAGAAUUACCGCCAACUUUUUUUUUUUCCUAUUUUUUUUUUUUAUUACCCAGGCUGCACUGCUGCUGUUGGGCUGGGGAAGGGGGUAGCGGGGGGGGGGGGUUGCUUAGUACCGGCCCUCCCCCCCCCUUUUCCCCAUCAUUCCCCUGCAUGGAACUGAAGCCAUCGUUUUUCACUUUUCCAUCCCCAACAAUCAGAGAACCAAGUGCAUAACACCUGUACAUCAUGUGGUCUCACACUCUUCAUACACUGUUGGACUGCUUGUCUCACACUCAUUCACAACACUGUCUUUUUUUUUUUUGCUUUCUCCCUCCUUUCUUCCAUGGGAGGAGGAGCUUUUGUUGUUGUCUUCAGAUCGAGCUUGAGAGGAAAUUUAAAAUCUGAACAAUCAAACGAAAGAGAAAUAAAAAAAAAAAUUUAAAAAAUGAAAUAAAUAUCCAGAAUGGACAAAGGGAGAUGGUUGCCGUUGAUGUUUGUAUAUUUGUUUUUUAUCCCCCAAGUAUUUUUAUCUUGUAAGCUGUGUUCUAACCACACCCCUUUCUUUCUCCUUGGUUGUCAGUCCAGAGCAGUUUAGAGAACUUAAGCUGACUGACCUUUGUUGCUUUUUGAUGGUUGAAACGAAAGGGCCUUUUUGUUUUUAGAACAUUUCAUUGUUGUCACUGCUGUAGUAACUGCACUGUGUCUCUAUGGCUCCUUCUAUAACAGGAGUAGGCAAUCUUAUCCACAAAGGGCCGAUGUCUAUGCAGGAUUUUGGGAUAAUCUUUAGGUCAGCCAUUCAAACCCAGGUGUGUGGACUCUUCAGCCAAUCAGCCCUCUAAUUAGUAAUCUAAUUAGGGACUUGCAAUGAAUACCUGCAGACACGAUCGACCUUUCUGGACCAGAUUGGCCGUCCCUACUCUAUAAAAUGACCCAGCUUCUAUGGUUUAACCUGCGGGGCGUGCAGCAAAUCAAACUGGACCGUGGGGAGGGGUUGGGGCCGGAGUUAGGGUUGUGCGGCCACGUGAGUUGAUGGGGCGUGUAAGUUUGAAGUUAGGGGGAGAGUCCGGCCCACUUUCAUUUGUCUCGCUUGGGAGCAGAAUGAAACUGAACCCUAUUACCAAGCUGUUGGUGUCCUUUGUGCCCUCGUAGGAACAUUAAGGUUUUCAAAAGGGGGGGUGGCCUGUUUUAUGGAGAGAGAGAUGAAAGUGCAGGGGUGUUUUGUGCAAAAUAAACUAGAACUGCAAAUUUUGGUUUUUGUCUACCCAACUCAACCGUACUAUUAUAAUUAAAAAUUGCUACUUCGAUACCUCACCUGUGUGCAUAGUAACAAAUGCUUGUGGUGCUGGUUGACUUACUGGGUGUUUAUAUAAAGCCAUACGGGGCACGUGUGGACAAAUGGAAUGAACUUCGGCACGUUUGUGUCUUGCGGUUGUCUUGGCGUUCCAGCAGGGAUCGAUUUCCGAGUGGGUGGCAGCCACUGGAAUAAACAUAGGCGGGGAACCCGAUCAAUUCUGGCAUGGCAGUAAUGACGGGGAACACAAAUGGCCACACUGUCAGUGGGAUGUGUUUUAUACAAGUCAUUGAAACUCUGCACUUAUACCUUGGAAAGUAGCGCUGAAGUCCAUUAAAAAAAACAGGUUGAAGCUAAUUGCUACAAGGUGGCAAUGUGAUUAUGGUCUCAAACUUGCAAGUGAGUAUCCAGUUAUAGGCUGGGCUGGGCUGUUUUAUCCAAAUGGGUAGAGCCAUUCUAUUUUAAUUCAACAAAUUGCCAAAAAUAAAAUGUUUGCCUCACCAUUUUUGAAGAAAUUUGUCAUGAGCGUUACAUCUAAUUUCUAGAGCUCAGAAAUAGUUUUUUUUUCCUUUUGGGAUAUAGUGCCUUUACCACAGGUAGCAAAAAAAUAAUAAUAAUUGAGUCUUAUGAGGUGUCAAUUUUUUAUUUGCUGCUGUUACAGACCCUUGGUUCAGCUAUAGCUUUUGCGGUACCUUUCCCUCCUUUUCACACCUCCUGUCCCACCACUUGGCCCUUUCCGUGGGGGGUUGCAAAAAAAAUGUCGCUUCCCCCCCCCCUUUAUCCCAAAAUCCUAUUCAUGGUGACUUAAUUUCAUGGAGUUUUUUUUCUGUGACAUUGUGCUGCCGAGUCAUCUGUAAAAUAAACAGUUUUGGUAAACCAGA